Messenger RNA from Dovyalis caffra, 267 nucleotides. Lineage: Eukaryota; Viridiplantae; Streptophyta; Magnoliopsida; Malpighiales; Salicaceae. The record is from the annotation of a GenBank genome assembly.
AUGGCUGAGGUCCAAGUUGGUAUCUGCAGUGGUCUUAAUCUCUAUAGCCCACUGGCAAUUCUAAACAGUCUUGGGCCUCUGCAACCCAUCUCGAACCUGCAGCUUCAGGAGACUGCUGAGCAGAAAAAUCUUCCCUCUCUAGUACAGUAUUCAGUUUCAGGGAAGAAAAUCUAUUGCUUUAAAGCAGAGGGCCAGUACGAGAAGAUGCUUCUUUUAAACCUAAAUUUGAUGCAGAUUAAUUUUACCACCUAUUGUUAUGCCCCAUAA